Molecule: messenger RNA, 1630 nt
Organism: Pieris brassicae (large cabbage white)
Lineage: Eukaryota; Metazoa; Arthropoda; Insecta; Lepidoptera; Pieridae
Product: FAM172 family protein homolog CG10038
Exons: 5
Coding region: 644-1576 (310 amino acids)
Biological process (GO): regulatory ncRNA-mediated heterochromatin formation
Cellular component (GO): nucleus
Molecular function (GO): siRNA binding
Source: RefSeq, a predicted model, not a curated record
UCACGCCGAACUACUGAAACAUCAGCGGCCGGGAUGGCAGUGCUCGGGUGACGGGCGUGCGGUGGACAUGUAGGACAUGCAGUAAAGUCGUUAAAUCAGAGAGUUAAUUGAAUCUCUAGUCAGUUAAUUAUUAAAAAUCAAUACUUUACUGGGACAGACACAUGGCCAUAUUAUAUGUAUGUAACGCUAAAUCGGCGCCGUCAAUCGUCAUCUCGUUGUCGGUGUCGUCCCGGUGACGGCGGUGGUGCAUUAACGGCUUAACUGUUAAUGUUGUGUAAAUAAAGAUAGACAUACCUAUGUAAAAUUGUGACAGCAUCAAAUUAUAAACAAAAAACCAUUGCUAAGACCAAAGACAAUUUAAUAAAAACUAUAUAUUAUGUAUAUAUAAUAGAUUACAACGUUUUUUACUUUAACAUCUAUUUUACUCCUUUUUAUUAAAAAUAUAGAAGAUAUAUAAUAUAAAUGCAUGAAUGUUCCUGUGGUAGUAUGUAGAGAGCUUCUACUUUGCUGUACAUACCACAUACUAAUUUAGCGUUAAAAUCACAAAGUAUCUUUGUAGUUUGUAUAUAGUUGAGAAAGAAAAUUAAAAUAUUCGUAUCGACUAAAGCUAAAAGCAAAGCAGUAAGAAAACAAAGAAUCAUCUAUGUUAAAAAAACUUUGGAAAAACAUUAUCAAAACAAGAAAACCUUACAGAACUAUUAAGAAAACCAAAGAAAUGGAUGUAAGAAAAACCUUGCAUGAAUUGGGGUAUGAUUUUAACACCGGCGAAUUAAGGAAAAUGGGGGUUGAUGGAAAUUUAACAGAUGAACCAUUUCAGUACAAAAUCAGUAGUGAUCAAAAAGAAUGCCAGGCUCACUAUGAGAAACUUGGAGCAGCUGUGACAGAAUACAUAUAUCAAUUAUUACAAAACAAAGUCAAUCUAUUAAGGUUACCGGUACCUACAGAUGCAGGCGAAAAUGGAACUUUUGUGUUUGCUUCAAGGGGUUAUGAUUCACAGAAAACUCUUAUGGUAUUGAUUCAAGGUAGUGGUGCCGUUCGAGCUGGCCAGUGGGCAAGAUCACUCAUCAUCAAUAAUAAUUUAGAUAUGGGAACACAGAUCCCAUACAUCCAAAUGGGCAUCAAACGAAAUUUUGGCAUACUUAUAAUGAAUCCCAAUGAGAAUUAUAAAAGAAAUAAAAAUAUUCCACAAAGUAACACAAGUGAAGAACAUGCACAAUAUGUCUGGAAAACAUACAUUUCAGGCACGAAAGCUAAAAAUAUUGUAGUUGUAGCUCAUAGUUAUGGUGGACUACUUACAGUAAUGCUAGCCCAAAAGUUUCAGAAUGACUUUGAGAAGCGAGUCAAGGCAGUAGCUAUGACAGAUUCUGUUCAUUCAUUUUCAGAAGCAAUAAUUCCAGACUCAAUAAGAAAAGUUUCAAUUAAUUGGAUAUCAAACUCAUCACCCUUGGAUACACCAAUGAAGACACCAGAAUUUGAAAUCACUAGAUUAUCAGCAGGUCAUCCACAACAUGAAAUGACAUCUUAUGCAGCCAUGGAUUCAGUCUUUAAAUUUAUUGAUUCUAAACUGGCAAGCUAAGUAAUAUAAUUGUAUAAGUAAACAAAAUGAACAAAAGUAAAAAAAAAUACUUUU